CACACACACACACCAGCGCUGGAGUCAGUUUUACUCGGGUGCUCGGGUGAGAGUCACUCACACACACACACACACACACACACAGAGACAGAGGGAUGGAGACGUGGCUGCGUGUUUCAGUCUGCCUCGUCCUGAGCUUCAUACACACAGUGUUUGCCAACGUGAUCUAUCUCCACGCCCAGUGCAACGCCUCCGUCGUGCUCUCCUGCGUGUCUCCUAAAGAGACCAUCAAGCCGUUUGCGUUUUCUCUGAACCGCUCCUGGCUGAACAAGGAGGAGGUCUUCUACCACAACUUCGAUACCAUGCCCAGUGUCAAAGACGACAGGCUGAGGAAUCGCAUCACGGACCAGACUGAUGGCAGCAGGAGGGUCGUGAACGUGAGCAUCGAGAACCUGCAGAGCUACGACACCGACAUGUACGAGUGUGUGUUCUACGAUGAAACAUACACCGACUUUGAGAACUUACCAGGGGGGACCAAGUUCCUCUUGUACGUCCAGGAGCCGUGCCCGAAUCUGUGUACCUGCACCCUGUACACUCCGCUGCUGUUCUCUCUGUCCGCUGCAGCAGGACUGCUCUUCUUCAUCAUCCUCAUCCUCACUGCAGUGCACUGUGUGAGGACGGGGGACGGAGGUCAGAUGAAGGUGCCACUCCCGAUUCCGAUCUACGAGGAGAUGAACGGCAUGCGAGAGAAGGGGAACUCUCGCGCUCUCGACGACGACAUCUCGGCUCUCUACGUCCGGCCGAAGAAAGAGAAUCCCUACAGCAACUGAGGAGUGACCCCUGACCUCCGACCUGUACACGACCCCGGGAGAAACCUCAGAUCUGCCCAGAGCUUCAGUCACUAAAGGGUUAAUAUUGAGGGCGUUUUAAUGACAUCACAAGAGCAGACCGAUGUAUUAUUCAUGGCAUUAUGAUUAAUAUUAAUAUUAAUGUAGAGCAUCUUUUACACAUUUAUCACACAAAAAAAAAAUUAAAUAAAUAAUAAAUAAAAUAAAUAAAUAUAUAUAUAUAUAUAUUAAUUAAAAUCAAUAAAAAUAAAUAAUAAUUAAAAUAAUUAAUUAAUGCUUAAUUAGCUAGUAAUUUGAUAUUGAAAUAUGUACGAUUAAAAAUGUUCUCUGUGGAAACUUAAAACUAACUAAUACUUUAAUAACAUUUAAAUAACAUAAUCUUUUUAAUAAAAAUCUACUUUUAAAUUAAAAUCUUUAUACUUUUUAACAUUUAGAUUCUUUCCAUUCAGUAUUUCCUUUAUAUAUAACCAAGAGAUCGGGAGAGGGAUUAAAAACUUUUUUUAAAAUGUUUUUAUAAAAUAUUUUUUUUAAUUUUGAACCUUUAAUGUUUUAAAUCUAUAUUUACUUUUUGUUCUUCUUCUUCUGCUGCUGUAUAAAGUCAGUGAGUUCAGAGUUCUGCUGAAAGCCGUAAACAGGACACGAGUACGAAAAAAAACCUGAGUCACACCCAUGUGUGUGUGUGUGUGUGUGUCUGUGUGUGUUUCGUGGUUUCCUCUAUUUAUUUACCUCCUCCACCUGCAGUGUGUGUGAGGAGCGCGACACACGACCUUCAGGUUCAUAAACUUUAAUGUUUGUCUUUAUUGAUGUUUAAACUUAAAUCAGCGCUGAGAGAGAGAGAGACGGGGGGGGAUGCUGUCGCAACCGUCUCUCUCUCACACACACACACACACACACACACACACACACACACACACACACACACACUCCUGCACUUAUGAAAUCUCUGAACACUUGUGUAAUAUCAGCAUGUUAUUGUUUUAUAAUGAUGAAAAGCAUUACGGAGACGUUGGCCGUCUGCACACCGUCUGCACACCGUCUGCACACCGUCUGCACACCGUCUGUCUCUCACACACACUGAAACGCUUCGCUGUGUCGCUCAAAACCUUCUGCUUCGACUUCAAACAGAAAUAAAAGCUGCAGUGAAACAAACACAAA
Molecule: messenger RNA, 1943 nt
Organism: Clarias gariepinus (North African catfish)
Lineage: Eukaryota; Metazoa; Chordata; Actinopteri; Siluriformes; Clariidae
Gene: cd7al
Product: cd7 antigen-like
Exons: 4
Coding region: 96-770 (224 amino acids)
Biological process (GO): adaptive immune response
Cellular component (GO): membrane
Molecular function (GO): signaling receptor activity
Source: RefSeq, a predicted model, not a curated record